Molecule: messenger RNA, 516 nt
Organism: Dracunculus medinensis (Guinea worm)
Lineage: Eukaryota; Metazoa; Nematoda; Chromadorea; Rhabditida; Dracunculidae
Source: the annotation of a GenBank genome assembly
AUGGUGAAAGAAGGAAGUGGUAGAGAAUGUAUAUCAAGAGGAAUAUUGGCUAAACAAGCCGCGGUGAUCAAAGUUGGUAGCAAAUCUUUCGAUCAAAAAGAAGGUGUUACGUAUAUUAUUCUUGAUUAUUUGAAAUGGCUGUGUCAUACAACCAUUUUUGUUUCAUGUUUAUAUCCAUCAAAAGCUUUUAUUACUAUUGCUUAUGGACGUAUUUUCCUGCACAAAUGUAUCGAUAAAAAUGUGGUACAGUAUAUCGAUCGCUCAUUACAUUCAGUUUCUCGGUGGAUAAGACGAUGUAAAUUGAAAGCAUUUUCCGCAUGUGUCGUCGAUGAUAAUGAACGUGUUAUUAUCGAAUUUCUUGUGCAAAUUCAGAGUCUGUUCAUUCAGGUUGCUGAUUCAAUAAGUAAUUAUCGCACUCAGAUUGCCAUCCUCAAGCGAAAUAUGGAAAGAUCACUUUUGCAUAUUUUUGAAGCCCAUAACGAAGUAGAUCGUAUCGAAAACAAAGGUGUUGUGUGA